Messenger RNA from Diorhabda carinulata, 1209 nucleotides. It is a transcript of the gene eIF3h, whose product is annotated as eukaryotic translation initiation factor 3 subunit H. The record is from RefSeq and is a predicted model, not a curated record. Gene Ontology annotation, molecular function: protein binding; translation initiation factor activity; metallopeptidase activity. The coding region runs from base 118 to 1152 and encodes 344 amino acids. NCBI's taxonomy places the organism in Eukaryota, Metazoa, Arthropoda, Insecta, Coleoptera, Chrysomelidae. The transcript is spliced from 4 exons. Gene Ontology annotation, cellular component: eukaryotic translation initiation factor 3 complex; cytosol; eukaryotic 43S preinitiation complex.
AAGAAAUUAAAUUUAUAAUUUGUCAAUAUCUUUUCAUUUGUCAAUUGUUCUUUGCAAUAAGGUUCCUUUCGAAUCCAGCACUGUCUAUAUUGAAGUAUAAUUUCAUAAAUUGCCAAAAUGGCAAGUCGUCCUGCUGCAACUAAUAAUGCCAAUAGCACUACGCCUAGACGUGUAGAAGAGCCCACAAUUUCGUACGUUCAAGCCGAUGGAUUAGCUGUAAUGAAAAUUGUUAAACAUUGCCAUGAAGAAUCCACAACAAAUAUGGAUAUUGCACAAGGGGCGUUGUUGGGUUUAGUGGUAGAUAGCCGUCUUGAAAUAACAAAUUGUUUUCCAUUUCCUAAACAAACAGAUGAGAAUAUGGAUGAAGAUGAAUACCAAUUAGCUAUGAUGCGUAGACUAAGGAGAGUUAAUGUGGAUCACUUUCAUGUGGGAUGGUAUCAAAGUGCUGAUGUUGGCAAUUUUUUGAGUUUGCCUUUACUGGAAUCACAAUUCCACUAUCAAACCUCCAUUGAGGAAUCUGUUGUCGUAAUUUACGAUACACAAAAGUCAUCAAGGGGAUUUUUGACUCUUAAAGCUUAUCGUCUGACACCACAAGCUAUAGAAAUGUAUAAAGAAGGAGAAUCUACACCUGAAGUUCUUUUGAAAUUGAAAGUUGGCUAUGAAAAUUUGUUUGUGGAAGUACCUUUUCUAAUUAAAAAUUCCCCAUUAUCUAAUAUAAUGAUGUCAGAAUUAGCUGAAUUAGUACCGGAAGAAGAAGGUUCAAAGUUUUUGGAUCUUGGAACGGCUUCUGUACUUGAAGGACAACUCAGGUGUCUUAUGGAUAGAAUAGACGAAUUGAAUCAAGAAGCUAUCAAAUUUAACAGGUAUCAGCAGGUUGUAAGUAGACAGCAACAAGACAAACACCGCUAUAUACAAAAAAGAGCUCAAGAAAAUGCUGCAAGAAUUGCCAAAGAUGAACCACCACUGCCUGAAGAGGAUAUCAAUAAACUAUUUAGACCACCUCCGGUUCCACCAAGAUUAAACCCAAUGAUUAUUGCUGGACAAGUGAAUACUUACAGUCAAGCUAUUUCUCAGUUUUGUUCGCAAUCAUUGGCCAAACUUUACAUUACACAAGCAUUACAAAAUGCUAAAGAAGCUAACAGUAAUUUGUAAGAUAAAAGAAUGUUUUUGUAAACAAAUGAGGACAUUAAAAAUUCAUAUAAAACUUUA